AGUGUGGCGGAAGUGAGAGUCAUUUCCUGGGCUGAGGGUGAGUCUGGGUUGAAUGGGGGUUUACAGUGUCUGGGAUUCGUACAUUGGUCUGAGUGACGGUCGGAGAGAGUCCAGCUGCAAAUUACAGAGAGAGGCCAAGGACAGGGACAAUGAAGUUUGAGGUGACUCUGAUGCUCCUGGCUGUGUUGCUGAGCACGCUCUGCUUCAGCUCGUGUGGGACUGAGAGCAAAAAGAAACUACAGAUCGGGAUCAAGAAACGUGUGGAUAAUUGUCCAAUUAAAUCCCGCAAAACGGACACGCUUCAUAUGCACUAUACGGGAAAGUUGGAGGAUGGGAGUGAGUUUGACAGCAGCAUCCCCCGUGGACAACCCUUCACCUUCACCCUGGGGACUGGCCAAGUCAUCAAAGGCUGGGACCAGGGUCUGUUAGGGAUGUGCGAAGGAGAGAAAAGAAAACUGGUGAUUCCAUCAGAGCUGGGUUACGGUGAGAGAGGGGCCCCCCCAAAAAUACCAGGUGGAGCGACCCUGAUCUUCGAGGUGGAGUUGUUGAAGAUCGAGAGGAGGAGUGACCUAUAGGAGGUUGACGAGGAGCUAUUCAGCUGUGUGAGGGUGGGCAGGGGGGGGCUGGAGAGACUCGAGUCACUGACCCCCCCCCCGCCCCCUGAAAUAAACACAUCUCUUCUCACC
Molecule: messenger RNA, 686 nt
Organism: Carcharodon carcharias (great white shark)
Lineage: Eukaryota; Metazoa; Chordata; Chondrichthyes; Lamniformes; Lamnidae
Gene: fkbp2
Product: FKBP prolyl isomerase 2
Exons: 6
Coding region: 150-575 (141 amino acids)
Biological process (GO): protein peptidyl-prolyl isomerization
Molecular function (GO): peptidyl-prolyl cis-trans isomerase activity
Source: RefSeq, a predicted model, not a curated record